Molecule: messenger RNA, 801 nt
Organism: Guyanagaster necrorhizus
Lineage: Eukaryota; Fungi; Basidiomycota; Agaricomycetes; Agaricales; Physalacriaceae
Exons: 4
Coding region: 1-801 (266 amino acids)
Biological process (GO): AMP biosynthetic process; ATP biosynthetic process
Molecular function (GO): bis(5'-nucleosyl)-tetraphosphatase (asymmetrical) activity
Source: RefSeq, a predicted model, not a curated record
AUGGGCUUUGGAUCUCACCGCAAGCGACGAGGAACGAAACGAGCAGUGACGAAAUCAUCGAUUUCAUCACCACCGCAGCCACCACGGGUAUUCUCUCAAUGGAGCUCCGCCGAAAUUCCUGAUGGUGGAUGGGCGUCCUGCGACUUCAUGAUGGGUUCAGGAAUGGUCAUCAUUCAGCCUUCGUCGCACAAGGUUGUCGUCUGUUAUGAUUCGCUACGGCAGGAGUACUUUCUGCCUAAAGGAAGGAAAGAUGUAGGAGAAUCAUUGGAGGAGGCCGCGGUGAGAGAGGCGUACGAGGAGUCUGGAUACGAAGCCCAACACUUCCCGCUGUACAAAGUCACCCGGGCCCCUGCUCCCCCUAAGGAUCCUGGAGCGAGAGAGAGCCCCCAUACGGAGGCAGUCUACGUCUCGGUCCGUUCGUGGGGCCCAAAGAAACAUGACGAAGGCGGCGAAUACUUUACGUUUUGGUAUGUAGGGAAAAUUGGGCCAGACGCCAAAUGGACCCCGGGGACGGGAAUGCCAGAUGAGCAACAUUACUCGUCGGAACUGUACGAGUACGGGGAUGCCUUGCGCCUGCUACGGGGAGGGACACAGCAAAGAGUCUUGGAAUACACCUGGGACCUUUAUCUUGGACACCUUGAAAUGAAAGAGGAGAUUCGGAAGCGACGACGGAAAGCAUACAUGGACCUAAAUUCCAAGUACUGGGGUAAGGAUCACGUGGAUGAACGACUAAAGGGAAACGACGAGGUCCCGUCCCAUCGAUCCGUAUCUCUAACACGUUUAGCAUUGAGACGAGAGUAG